UAUUAUUUAUGUUUUAAUAGAGUUUUACGACUAUUAUUGCAUUCAUUGUUCAGUUAUUUUGUUAUCAUUUUGUGACAAUACGUUUGACACGAAGUUGUCUUCAUUUGUGUUGAUCUGAACUGUGGAUCAGUUGCCAUGAGUUUACUCGAGAGUAUCCCUCAAUUGAAUCAAUUGCUGGACGUCUGGCAGAAAGACAACAGGACUUCGGAACAAGUGAUUCAUGUCCUCAACAAAAUUUCAGAACUCGUGGAGAAGGAGACGGAGGCGUACCUGAAGAUGGAUCCGGACCCCUUCGACGACCGCCACCCCUCCCGCGCCCGACCCGACUGUUCCCUCGGACUCGUCCUCAAGACGCUCUUCAGGAACGAUGACUUCAUGAAUAAAUUAGUCAACGACUAUGUGAUGCAUAGGGACGACAAAGACCUCCACAUCGCUGCCUGUCGUCUAAUGUUAGACAUAUUGCCCGGUUUGGAGACAUCAGUCGUCUUCAAUGAAACGGAGGGUUUAGUGCAGCGGCUCUUCCAAUGGGCCGAAAGCGCUUCGGAUCCGUUGCAGUCAUACGCGACGGGACUAUUGGCGGCUGCGAUGGAAGUGCAGGACAUCGCCACCAACUCUAAGGACCAAAACGCGAGACUUCUGCCAAUUAUGUUGAAGAGACUGAAAGAGUUGCGGAAUAAGAGCAUUGAGACCAACGAAAACCAUUUGAAUGACCGGCCAUUCCUUCACUUGAAUAACAACAGUUUGAGUCCAAAGAAGUGUAUUUCGAAAUCCAAAGCAGAUUUGAGUGACAUUUCCAGUGAAUCUCCGAACAAAAGCAAACGAACCCUUCAGUCGAGUUCUCCGGAUCUGAACAAACGGCGCCGCCUUUCGAGUCCAAUCAGUUUCUCAGCGCUGAGUCCGUCGACGUAUAACAGCGAGUGCUCUAACAGUAGUUGGGCUGAAGUGGAGCCCUAUAUGAUUGGCUUCUCGAAAGUGCAUCCCUUGACCGAAGAGAUGAAACAGAGGUUUAUAUUACAAUAUCUCACACCAAUGGGUGACUAUCAGGAAAUGCUGUGUUUUGUGUUCGAGCACAACGCUCUCUCACUGAUCAUGCAUUACAUCGACUUAACCAAAAACAGAGACAUUAGACUCGCUUUCGACGCCCUCAAGUAUUUGGCAUCUCUUUUAUGUCAUAAGAAGUUUUCAUUAGAAUUUUUAAACGCCAGAGGAUUAGAGCAAUUACUUCAGAUAUACCGGCCCUCUGUUGCGGCCACUGGUGUCUCCAUUUGUCUAUACUAUUUAGCAUAUAAUGAGGACGCAAUGGAAAAGAUCUGUCUGUUGCCGAAACACGUACUCAACGAUUUGGUGGCCUAUGCCUUAUGGCUGCUCGAGUGCUCCCACGACUCGAGUCGAUGUCACGCCACUAUGUUUUUUAGUCUCAGUUUUUCGUUUCGUAUGAUUCUUGAGCUGUUUGAUAGUCAGGACGGACUCAGAAAACUUCUAAAUGUGAUAUUUCUUUUGGACAUCUUUUCUGACGAAACGGAAUACACUGAAGACGAGUUGUUCACCAAAAGGCAAAACGCACGGCACGUAUGCGUUGCACUCAAGCGCUACUACGAGGCGCACCUUCUGGUCGAGGCUGAGAUCCUGCGCCGAUCCACGUCUUACUCCAGCUUUGAGUCCACUUCGAAGGACUCGAUGGCCACUAAUGUUCCGCCCUAUAAGUCGACGCGAUAUAGUUAUGACAUAAUUAUGGAAAGGGUUGAGACUCUGCUCGAACUGAUGCCCAUUAGAAUCAAUUGGAAACCAGUCGACGAACUCUUGAAGUUAAGUGGAGUUAAGCUUUUGAUUCAACUCAUUGCCGUCUCUUACGACUGGAACUUCACGGGAAAGGCUGAGGCAGUGAGAAGUGCAUUGGAUGUGCUGGUCGUGUGCAGCGUUACCCCAAAGUUCCAGAACGUGUUGUGUGAGAACGUGCCCGUCGGGGAUGACAACCAAAACACUGUUGGCAUUAGGAUAAUAUUAGCUGCGGCUGAGGGCGAGAUAGUGGCCGACCCUGACUGUCAGCGCUCUGCCCUUAAUGUUAUAGUAAACUGCGUUUGCGGGCCAUUGAGUCGAAUCGGCGGCUCUAUUGCUCGUCUGUGCGGCGGAAGUGCUAAGAAGAGGUCGUUCAGGAGUGGAGAGGAUUUGUUGACCAAAAUGUGGAAUUGUGUCCGAAGUAAUAAUGGGAUUAUGAUUCUGUUGAACCUAUUGAUGGUUAAGACACCCAUCACUGACGCCGACUCUAUAAGAGCUCUUAGUUGUAAAGCUUUGUGUGGAUUAGCUCGCAGUGAAACAGUGAAACAAAUCAUUUCAAAACUACCACUUUUCACAAACGGACAAAUCCAGGGACUUAUGAAAGAGCCUAUACUUCAGGACAAGAGAACAGAACACAUAAAGUUUUGCAAGCAUUGCAUCGAACUUAUUGAGAGAGUGACCGGCGCUCCCGUGGCCACCAAUUUAGAGACUUCUAUUGCAAACAUCAAUAAAGUAAGUGUUGUUUGCGUUUUGCAGAAGUGGUGGCGCAGACGAGGANUGAAACAAAUCAUUUCAAAACUACCACUUUUCACAAACGGACAAAUCCAGGGACUUAUGAAAGAGCCUAUACUUCAGGACAAGAGAACAGAACACAUAAAGUUUUGCAAGCAUUGCAUCGAACUUAUAGAGAGAGUGACCGGCGCUCCCGUGGCCACCAAUUUAGAGACUUCUAUUGCAAACAUCAAUAAAGCAGAAGUGGUGGCGCAGACGAGGAUUGAGUUCAAUGAGAAGGAGUUAUUACAACUCAUUUACCAUCACUUAAUGAAAAAGGGUUUAUCAAAAACCGCUCAAUUACUGCACACAGAAGCAGAACUUCCGGCCUCUGGUUCUAAUCGAGCCAUUAGUCUGUGGCAAACGACACCCCUUUCCCUCAAUCGAGUCGUAAUCACGUCCAAUAUCGACGGCUCCAUUUCCCAACAGUUUGUCCACCUCUUCCCCCGUCAGCAGUGCGACGCUCAACAAUACUAUGACUCCCGUCGUGUCUGCAAAUACCUUGUCCUCGCCUUCUAGUCUGCAGAAUGCGAACUCCCUGUCCCCCAGUGUUCCCAUUCGUAUACAUCGGCCCAAUCCUAGCAAAAGUUCGGCCAAAAGUCUAAGCGUCAGAAAACUUCAGUCAACGACUCAUCCGUCGUCCCCUAUAAUCAAACGGCUGAACGAACACUCGAGUCAACCACAAGCCG
Messenger RNA from Oppiella nova, 3236 nucleotides. NCBI's taxonomy places the organism in Eukaryota, Metazoa, Arthropoda, Arachnida, Sarcoptiformes, Oppiidae. The record is from the annotation of a GenBank genome assembly.